Molecule: messenger RNA, 1531 nt
Organism: Polistes canadensis
Lineage: Eukaryota; Metazoa; Arthropoda; Insecta; Hymenoptera; Vespidae
Product: TIP41-like protein
Exons: 6
Coding region: 249-1151 (300 amino acids)
Biological process (GO): TOR signaling
Cellular component (GO): cytosol
Source: RefSeq, a predicted model, not a curated record
AUCUUUUUUCUUAUACGAAAUAGAGGGUUAAAUUUUGUCUAGACAUACAAGUUUCUGUUCAUACAGAAUUGUUUAGUUUUACCUUGUAUAAAAUUAUUGUGCAAAAUUAUCAUAGUAAUCACUCAGUAUAACCAACAAAGUAGUUCAUCUAGUUAUAAUAAACGUUGUAUUUAUUAGGUAAAUAAAUAAGAUAAUAAUAUUAAAACAUGUAGGAGGACGAUAUUAUUUGUUAACAAGAAGUUUUGAUCAUGACAACAGUGAAGGUUCAUGGCGGAGUAGAUAUACUGCGGCUACCUGUUAAUGAAAAGGAGCAUAUCUUUCCACCAUGGCAAAUAAAAUAUACUCAAUCUCAUAUACUUCACUCCAAGUGUUCAAAGAGCGAAAAUGGUUGCGGUGACCAAGAUGGCACAGCAUGCCAAUUUUGCAUAUAUAGUAAAACUUUAGACUUGCCACAUAUGCCCGAUAUGGUAUUUCCAAAUAACAUAUUAACUCUAAAACACCGAAAUGGAGCUAUCUUGCAGUUUAAUGCGCUUGAUGCGUUAAAAUAUGUUUCCAAUGGCAAAAUCAAUGUACAACUUGCAUGUGCCGAAGCAUGGAAAGAAUCAAGAUUGGAAAGCAGUGAGUUUUUGGAGGAGAAAGUUAAGCCGUUCGAUUGGACUUUUACAACCAAUUAUACGGGUACAAUAUUUGGAUUUAAUUUGGAAGAAACUAACGAAAGAAUUGACUUAGACAAAUUGAAGAGAAGAGAGAAAAUUAGGUUUUAUCAUGAUUUGACACUUUUUGAAGACGAGCUUCAUGAUAAUGGUAUUGCUGUAUGUUCAGUUAAAAUUCGUGUAAUGCCUACUAGCUUCUUCAUUCUACUGCGUUAUUUUUUGAGAAUUGACAAUGUUAUGUUAAGAAUAAAAGAUACUCGUAUCUACCACGAAUUUGGACAAAAUUAUCUGCUAAGAGAGUUCACUACUCGGGAAGCCAAAGUUGAAGAUAUUCAUGUAUCUCCAGUAUUGUUCAUAGAACCAAGCGACAUUGCACCUCACCUGCCAAUAAUCGAAAGUUAUUAUCAUAAAUUGAUUGUUUCAUCGAGAGAAGAAACUGAAAUAAAAGAUGGAAUGUCAACUUCCGUUGAGAACACAGUGGAUACUACUAUUACUUAAUAUUUGUUAUAAAGAUUGUCCGAAAAGAAAGAAAAAAAAAGAAAGAAAGAGGGAAUACAUUCGAUCACAAAUUAUAACUUUAAGUAAAUGAGCUAAAAACUUGCACGCGCUUUGCAUUAAAAAGAAAAACCAAGAAUAAAAAAUUAUAAAAAAUACUUUUCGCAAAGUAUAUAGGAUAUUAAUUUUAUAUGAUGAAUAAUUUGCUUGAAAAUCGGAUUGCAGUAUAGUGCAGGAGAAAAAUAAAAAAAAAAAAACAAGUUUGUAAUUGCUAUGUGAGAUAUGCAAUGUAAAACAAACGAAAUAAUACAACCAAAUGUUUAAUAAUAUUUUUGUUUGUUUAAUUCGCAAAUAAAGUUAUCUAACGCAAAAAUGAUAAAAAA